UUCAGCUCGGAAUGGCUGUGUUACUCGCGUUUUUUAAACCGUGUUCUUAUCCAGUUUUUAUUUGCUUUUAUUUAACUUUUGCACCGUGAGUGAACGUGAGUUGGGGACUUUCGAAGAAGCUCGGGGAACCGUUGGCAAUGUCGGACGAGGAGAGGGAGGAGGAGAAGCCGUUCGCGGUGGAGAGGGCGAAAACGGGUCGAGCGAAAUGCAAAAAGUGCAAGUGUCCCAUCGAGAAGGACGCCGUGAGGAUCGCGAAGCUGAUGUCGAAUCCGUUCGGGGACGGGAAAAUGAAGGCUUGGCACCAUUUAACCUGCCUGUUCGAAGUGUUUGCGAGACAGAGAGCCACCACGAAGAGAAUAGACAACCCCGAGGAGGAUAUAAGCGGCUGGGACGACCUCCCCGACGAGGACAAGAACGUCAUCCGACAGAAGAUCGAGGAUUUCGAGAAUUCCUCCCCGUUUAAGACUCCCAAAGCGAAGAAGCCAGACUCCGUGUCACCGAGGAAACGCAAAGAAGCUCCGAAAAAUACCAUCCCCUCCGCCGGCAAAAAGCCAAAGAAAACGAAAAAGGAAAGCUCCGCGUCUUCCAACGAAGAUCUGCCGGGUACUUCGAGUUCGAAGAGGACGGUCUCGAGCAAAGACGACUCGUUUUCGGAGUUUCAACGAGUCUGCAACGACGUGGCGAACGUCGACGCCUACACCGAGAAGACGGCCAUUGUGAAAAGGAUGCUGACCAAAGGAUCCGACGGUGGAGGCUUUAAGAGCGACGUGUGCCUCUGGUGCAGAUUGUUGCUUCCUGGCGUGGUGCUGAGGGUCUACAACCUGCAGAAUAAGCAGCUGGUGAAGCUGUUCUCCCGGUUGCUGCUCCAGGACGAGGACGAGAUGCUCGAGCACCUGGACAAGGGCGACGUGUCUGAAACGAUCCGUCUGUUCUACGAAAAAUCCGUCGUCUAUAAACCUCCUCAUCGGUCCUUGCUCACGAUUCAAGAGGUGGACGAGUUUUUGAACAAGCUCUCGUUCCUGACCAAGGAAGACGAGCAGACCCAACACUUCCGGUCGAUAAUUUCGAGAUGUACCGCGAACGAUUUGAAAAUGAUCAUUCGUUUGAUCAAGCACGACCUGAGAAUAAACGCUGGCCCGAAGCACAUAUUGGGUGCUGUGCACGAGGACGCCUACCGGGCGUUCCAAACUUCGAGGGACCUGAACAGCGUCAUCGAACGCUGUUUGCAAACUUCUACGAUCGUCGACAAACUUUCGAAACCGUCCUCGUCCACGUUAAAAUCACCCACUGGCAUUAAAGUAGCACUUUCCUUGAUGACACCGGUCCUACCGAUGCUGGCGGAAGCUUGCAAGUCCGUGGAAAUGGCGAUGAAGAAGUGCCCGCACGGAAUGCUGUCCGAGGUGAAAUACGACGGGGAACGCGUCCAGGUGCACAAAAGGGGCAGCGAGUUCCGAUACUUCAGCAGGUCCCUGAAACCUGUGGUUCCCCACAAAGUGAAGCUUUUCAAGGAAUAUAUUCCUGAAGCCUUUCCAGACGGCGACGAUUUGAUCCUGGACUCCGAGAUCCUCCUGAUAGACACCAAGACCGGUCAGCCAUUGCCAUUCGGAUCCUUGGGCGUUCACAAGGCAGCCGAAUUCAAAGAUGCCAACGUCUGUCUGUUCGUUUUCGACUGCAUCUAUUAUAACGGGGACGUUCUACUGCACAAGACAAUGAUCGAGCGAAGGCGAAUUCUAAUGGAGAGAAUGACCGAGAUACCGAACAGAAUAAAGCUCUCCGAGGUUCAGGAAGUCCAUAAUCCGCAAGAUCUGGCUGAAAUGAUCGCCAAGGUUUUUAAAUUGGGCCUCGAAGGAUUGGUCCUGAAAGACAUCAACAGCAAAUACGAGCCGGGCAAGAGGCACUGGCUGAAGGUAAAAAAGGAUUAUUUAUUCGGCGGUGCUAUGGCCGAUAGUGCAGAUCUCGUCGUCCUCGGCGCAUGGUACGGCACUGGGAACAAAGGUGGGAUGAUGUCCGUGUUUCUGAUGGGUUGUUACGACGAGAAACGUCAAGUCUGGUUGACAGUGACCAAAGUGCACACUGGGCACGACGACGCGACGCUAACGAUGCUCCAGGAUGAACUGGACAUGGUUAAGAUAAGCAAAGAUCCGGGCAAGGUGCCCCCGUGGUUGCGCGCGAACAAACCGAUGAUUCCUGAUUUCGUCGCCAGGGAUCCCAAGAAGCAACCCGUGUGGGAAAUAACGGGGGCGGAGUUCACGAAUCAGGGCGUUCACACGGCGGACGGUAUCAGCAUCAGAUUUCCACGAGUGACUCGCAUUCGAGACGACAAGGAUUGGUCCAACGCCACUACUUUAAACGAGUUACGGUCCCUCUUCAAAAAGAGCUCGGAGUCGAUAGACCUUAGCCUCCUUUUGCCAUCGAACUCCAAGAUUGGACAGAAUGUGGGCGAAGAAAAGCCGAUCAAAUUCGAAGUCUCUCCAAACAGGGGGAUCAAAGGCGACAGAACAUCGAAGUCCCCGGUGAAAAGGGAACGAGAUGUAAAGCCUUCGACGAGUCUAAUGCCGAUUGUGAAGCAAGAAAGUAACGCGGAGUUCGAUGUUAAUGUAAAAAUUAAGGAAGAGCCACGCGAUGAUGAGGUAGGAAACGUCGUGCCUCGGAAGAUCAAGAAAGAAGCAGAGUUCUACGCGUUCGUCGGCAAGGAUUAUAUCGAAUAUUCUGCUGAUGGGACUCCAUUGAACUGGGUCGAAGGUCGGAAGCCUCAAUCUGGUCUUCCACCUGACGCGAAGCCACUGUCCAGCCUCACGGAUAGUGUAUUGAGAUCGAAAACAAUUCUAAAGGGCGCUCCCGUCGUCUUGACAACGGGUUUUAGGAAGAAAAAAGAGACGCACGUUCGCAUGUUGCUGAAAACUCUCGGGGCCAAAGUCCUGAGGGACCACGGCAGAUCCAGAGCCACGUACGUGAUCCACUCCGGCAUGGAGAUCCCGUCCUCGAAAGUCCAAGAGUACGACGACGUGCCCAAAAUGGCGCGACACGUAUGCAUCGGUUGGCUGGAAGCGUCAGCAGCGGCCUCUCGAAUCCAAGAAACGAACGAGCACGCCGUGGAGCUGGCCGCCGAUUACUGUACCUGUCCCUGUUCCUGUCGACAUUAAUGACGACGAACUUCUUUCCACUCAUCGUGAUCGACGUUCGUUCGAACCCGCACGAGUGUUUUACUUAACCGGAGGCGCAAUCUUUACCUUUCGAAAACGAAAUGUAUUCUG
Colletes gigas is the source of this 3254-nucleotide messenger RNA. RefSeq names its product DNA ligase 3 (gene DNAlig3). The record is from RefSeq and is a predicted model, not a curated record. Gene Ontology annotation, molecular function: DNA binding; ATP binding; zinc ion binding. The transcript has 22 exons. NCBI's taxonomy places the organism in Eukaryota, Metazoa, Arthropoda, Insecta, Hymenoptera, Colletidae. Gene Ontology annotation, biological process: double-strand break repair via alternative nonhomologous end joining; DNA recombination; DNA biosynthetic process. Gene Ontology annotation, cellular component: DNA ligase III-XRCC1 complex. Bases 138 to 3143 code for a protein of 1001 amino acids.